Molecule: messenger RNA, 1167 nt
Organism: Camellia sinensis
Lineage: Eukaryota; Viridiplantae; Streptophyta; Magnoliopsida; Ericales; Theaceae
Product: transcription factor bHLH106
Biological process (GO): regulation of DNA-templated transcription
Molecular function (GO): protein dimerization activity; DNA-binding transcription factor activity
Source: RefSeq, a predicted model, not a curated record
AUAAGGAAGUGCUACCAAAAUCAACCAUAUAUAUCCGAAAGAACAACCAAACACAUAAAGCCAAGAAACCAGCGACACAAAUAUGCAGCCCGAAAACUGGCCGGAAAGCGCAGACUUGUACCGGUAUUUGGCCGGAAACGGAGUGGUGGACGUUGGUGGUAUCAACGGUAUGUACGGGAUUCCGGCGAAUUGUUAUGAUUUUCCGACGACGACGAGGAUGACGACCCAACAUUGCCAAAGUGGUUAUAAUGGUGGUGGUGCGUCGUUUUACGGCCCUAGCUGGGAGGUGGUGUCAGGAAUUACAGAAACGAGUACUACUACUACUACUACUGCAGAGGAACGAGCUCUGGUUGCUUCCAAGAAUCACAAAGAAGCUGAGAAACGCCGUCGUCAGAAGAUCAAUUCCCAUCUCGACAAACUCCGAACUCUCCUUCCCUGCAAUUCCAAGACAGACAAAGCUUCGCUGCUUGCAAAAGUGAUUCAACGCGUGAAGGAACUGAAACAACAAACCUCAGAGCUCAAUCUCGAGACCUUCCCUUCCGAGACCGAUGAAAUCUCAGUACAGUACUCGAACUCCAACAAAUCAAUCAACGACGGAGGAAGAUUGUUGAUCAAAGCUUCUCUGUGCUGCGAAGACAGGUCCGAUCUCAUUCCUGAUCUCAUCGAAACUCUGAGAUCACUCCGAUUAAAUCCUCUGAGAGCUGAAAUGGCAACACUCGGAGGAAGAACUCGAAACGUUUUGGUUGUUGCAGGAAACGAAGAUCAAAGCAGUGAUGAAUUGGUACAGUUUUUGAGAGAUGCAUUGAAAUCUUUUGUUCAUCGAUCUUCGAGUUCUUCUGAUCUCAAAGACCGAUCUAAAAGGCGACGUGUUUUUGAUAGUAGCCCAACAAUUGCUUAACCAUUUUUAGUGUUUUUGAUUGUUUUCAUUUCAUGUAUUUGAUUUGAUUUGAUUGUGGGUGAGGUUUGUUUUUGUAUAAUUGUAUGAGUGAUUUUGUGUGGGCUGAUUUGUAUGAUUUAGGGUUUUAGAAUUAUCAUCAUCAACAUUAACCCAAAUGUAACAAGUAGUAGUAGUAGUAGAAGUGUCGUGAGAAUUGAAAAUUGUGACUUGAGAAAGAGGAAAUGCUUUUGUGAGUUGUUCAAACAUAAAGUUAGCAUUCAGUUCCAAAA